This is a messenger RNA of Strongylus vulgaris, 638 nucleotides long. NCBI's taxonomy places the organism in Eukaryota, Metazoa, Nematoda, Chromadorea, Rhabditida, Strongylidae. The record is from the annotation of a GenBank genome assembly.
AUGUUGCAGCAUCGUACUGAAGAAAUCAACGUGGAUCUUGACACCGAUAAUGCGAUAUCUGUUGAUAUCUCCGAUGCGCUAUCGGAGAGAGAUAAGGUUAAAUACACUGUGCACACAAAGACUCGCCUUCCGGGUAUGCGCCCAGAAACCUCGGUAGUCCGUGAACAUGAAGAGUUUCUUUGGCUUCAUAGCGUUCUAGAUGAGAACGAGAGCUAUGCAGGGUUCAUCGUACCUCCGGCUCCCCCUCAUCCAGAUUUUGAAUCAUCUCGCGAAAAGCUCCAAAAGCUUGGCGAGGGUGAAGCAACGAUGACAAAGGAAGAAUUUCUGAAGAUGAAACAGGAACUUGAGCAGGAUUACCUUGCUCAGUUCAAAAAGACCGUAGCUAUGCACGAAGUAUUUCUGCAAAGAAUUGCCGCACACCCUGUCUUUCGACAAGAUACAAAUUUCAGAAUUUUUCUACAGUAUGAAGAUGAGAGGGAUGUUGACGAUUUUUUUGAGCACGAACGUAAUUAUCUAGUGGAAUACAACACUCACAUAAAGGAUGCGGCUUCGAAAGCGGAGAAAGUUGUGAAGUUGCGAAAAAGUAAGUUGCUUGAUGUGAUUUUCCUAUAUGAAAUUUUCCUUACCAUCUUAUAAAG